Molecule: messenger RNA, 1272 nt
Organism: Sorex fumeus (smoky shrew)
Lineage: Eukaryota; Metazoa; Chordata; Mammalia; Eulipotyphla; Soricidae
Gene: SLA2
Product: Src like adaptor 2
Exons: 7
Coding region: 1-837 (278 amino acids)
Molecular function (GO): protein binding
Source: RefSeq, a predicted model, not a curated record
AUGGGAAGUCAGCCCAGCCGGAAAAAAAGGCUGCCGAGUGCCAGCUCCAACCUUUCUGCGCAAGACCAGGGCCCUGCGCCGGCGCCAGCGGCAGGAAGGAGUGGAGCCAGCGCCGUGGCCCUGGGCAGCUUCCCGGUGGGUGAGCCGACAGAGCUGACGUUGAGACUGGGGGAGCCCCUGACCAUCAUCUCUGAGAACGGGGACUGGUGGACGGUGGUGUCAGAGGCCUCGGGCAGAGGAUACAGCGUCCCAAGUAUCCAGGUGGCCAAGAUCUCCCAGGGGUGGCUGUAUGAAGGCCUGAGCCGGGAGAAAGCCGAGGAGCUGCUGCUGCUGCCGGGGAACCAAGGCGGGUCCUUCAUCGUCCGAGAAAGUCAGACCCGGAGAGGCUGCUACUCUCUGUCCAUCCGCCUCAGCCGCCCUACAUCCUGGGACCGCAUCAGACACUACAGGAUCCAGCGCCUUGACAACGGCUGGCUGUACAUCUCACCACGCCUCACCUUCCCCUCGCUGCAGGCCCUGGUGGACCAUUAUUCAGAGAUGGCGGAUGACAUAUGCUGCCCCCUCAAGGAGCCCUGUGUCCUGCAGAGGACUUGCCUGGUUCCCAGCAAGGCCAUACCCCCACCUGUGACUGUGAAGACGACACCUGUCAACUGGGAAGAGCUGGACAGCUCCCUCCUGCUGCUCUCGGACACCUCUGCCACGGGACCAGCGUCUCUCCUCAGUGAGGGGCUCCGGGAGGCGCUCAGCUCCUACGUCAGCCUGACGGAUGACAUCUCUUUGGAGGAUGCCGAGACACGAAGUAAAGGCCGGAAGGGGAACAAAGGUUACAGUAGUUAGAAUUCCAACUCAGCUCAGCCCGCCUGAGCACCCGAGGCAAGACUGCAGUGAGUGGGGAGGAGGCGCAGACAUGGCGCUAUAUCCCUGCUCCUGGCUCUCAGCGCGAGGCAGUCUGGAAGCUCUGGCUCGAGGCGGGGGCAGCAGGGCUGCAGAAGGUAAGCCCUCUCCACACAGCCAAGGCCAUCCGGUUCUUCAUCGUCCUGCAGCCCAGAGAGGGAAAGAGGCCCAGAUGGAGUGACUAAGGGACAGGAAGUUGAGGGAAGGGGACAGGAGAGCAUGACUCGAAUUCAAGGCCCAAGGUGAAGGAGAAGGGCUGUUCUAGGUACCAUCAAUAGAUUCUCAAUUAAAGAUCUGAUUUAUUCAAAUAUCUGAAAACAUUCUACAAUGGAAACUGUUAUUAGAAGCCGCUUGCACUGUGCUAAGCAUCACGCACGU